This is a messenger RNA of Neoarius graeffei (lesser salmon catfish), 677 nucleotides long. RefSeq names its product cytochrome c oxidase assembly factor 3 homolog, mitochondrial. Lineage: Eukaryota; Metazoa; Chordata; Actinopteri; Siluriformes; Ariidae. Gene Ontology annotation, biological process: mitochondrial respiratory chain complex IV assembly. Gene Ontology annotation, cellular component: mitochondrial inner membrane. The record is from RefSeq and is a predicted model, not a curated record. The transcript has 2 exons. Bases 36 to 329 code for a protein of 97 amino acids.
CACACGAGACAAAGCACUCACUCUUUAGAGAAAGCAUGGCUGAACAGGAAGGUAAAGGAGAAUUUGCCAAGAGGAUAGAUCCUGCCAAGGAGGAUCUGACACGGGAACAACUGCAAUUCAUUCGGCAAGCGGAACUUGCUCAGUGGAGGAAGAAGAGCCAAAAACUUCGCACUCGAAAUGUUAUAACCGGCCUCGCCAUUGGAACCCUGGUGAUGGGUAUCUAUGGAUAUACAGUCUACUCUGUGUCCCAAGAAAGGAUCAUGGAUGAGCUCGAUGAAGAAGCAAUGGUGGCUGCCCGGAUGCGAAACUCAAAGACGGGAGUGAACUAAGAACUGGAUGCCGGAAGAAGAUGUUUUGCACUAUGCUUUACACAAAUGAAAAGCAGCUGUGGUUUUUGGCCUGUUCUCAAAUGGCUUCCUGUAUCAUCGAUCUGUGAACUGCAUUGGGAAAGAAAUAAUUGUAGACUGUUGGGAUCAGGCUGCGUAUUAUGGGUUUUUUGUUGGUUUUUUUUGGGAGAUGUGCAGACUUUUGUUCCAGUACACUUGGCCAUAAUGUUCAGAUGUCACGAAAUAUUGAUUGUGUUUGAUUAUAAUGAAAUCUAAACUAAAUGUGUAUCCUAAACAUUGUGUAAAAAUUGUGUGCUAUCCCUUGACUACACAAUGUGUCUUUUAAUCUCA